AUGGGUUCAGAAACCUUUCUGGAAGUGAUAUUAGCAAUACUGCUACCCCCUGUUGGUGUUUUCCUACGCUAUGGCUGUGGUGUGGAGUUCUGGAUAGAUCUGGUGCUGACCAUGUUGGGAUACAUACCUGGGAUUAUAUAUGCCAUUUAUGUAUUGGUUGGAUGA
This is a messenger RNA of Abrus precatorius (Indian licorice), 165 nucleotides long. RefSeq names its product low temperature-induced protein lt101.2. The record is from RefSeq and is a predicted model, not a curated record. Bases 1 to 165 code for a protein of 54 amino acids. The transcript is spliced from 2 exons. NCBI's taxonomy places the organism in Eukaryota, Viridiplantae, Streptophyta, Magnoliopsida, Fabales, Fabaceae. Gene Ontology annotation, cellular component: membrane.